This is a messenger RNA of Capra hircus (goat), 1501 nucleotides long. RefSeq lists its product as uncharacterized. The record is from RefSeq and is a predicted model, not a curated record. Bases 228 to 662 code for a protein of 144 amino acids. The transcript has 6 exons. NCBI's taxonomy places the organism in Eukaryota, Metazoa, Chordata, Mammalia, Artiodactyla, Bovidae.
GGCGGAGCGGGAAGGGCGGGUGGUGAGCGCAGCUGCCCUGCGGCAUGGACGGCCCCUCGCGCUGCUGCUGCUGGCCCAGGACACAGGUUCCUGAGGAGGAAUGAAACACAGGGAGGCGAAGAGAAUUGCCGAUUCCCGGGGGCCUGUGUCUGCCAGCGGCUGCUAAGUACCUCUGAGAAACUCUGCUUUGAGCUAAUAGGAACCGCCUGUUCUGGGAACAUCAGUACAUGAAACAGAAACCUCUGGGUGGACCCCUGGGCAAGAUGAAUUUGACCAACCAUGCGUUCCAGGGCUCCAGCGAGAACAUCACCACCUCAACGCCAGGCCCCACACUACACAGCAGCCUGGACACAGCGGCCACAGCUGUUUUGGGCUCCAUUGGUGUCGUGGCCCUCAUCUUGCUCCUGGUGGGACUCUUGUCCGUGACUCUGAAAAAAUGGAGGCAUGAGAGACUAUUUAAGAAACAACAGAAGCAUCAGACCAACUUUCUCCACAAACCCUUGGAGCUUUCCUGCCAUGCCGAUGCCAUAUAUUCCAACGUGAUCAACCUGGCCCCCAGGAAAGAGGAUGACUUCGCUGUCUAUGCCAACGUGCCCCCUUUCAACUGCCCCAGGAGGACAUCACCAGACCACGUGGAAUACGCCUCCAUUGUAUUUCACUGAUGAGAAGCUAGUGAGAUGCUUCAGAGUGGAGAGUCAGACCUGUGCCUACCUGUAUCCUGAUGCAGCUUUUGCUCUCGAUAUGUGUGUAUGUGUGUGCAUGUGUGUGUGUGUGUCUUUGCACACGUGUGUGUGUGUGCAUGCACACCCAUGCUUAAAAUGCAUAAUAUGUAUUCUGAUGGAGGUAAAUGAUUGGGUAUUUCUUCUAAUUUAUUGGAAGCAAGGUGCAGUUCUAAUGGAAAAGGGUGACAUCUGAGCGACAAGGGACAUAGUCAUUUCAGCCACUCUGAGCCAGAGGCAGCUUCCUGAGAGACACUGGCCGAGAGAAGAGCCCUUUCUCUCCCCUGCCCCUCAUAAGGCCAGGGCUGAGGAGCAGGGCUCACCCCACUCAGGGACCAGCUCCUGGAUUUUGUCUCUGCUGUUCUGCCCUGUAAGGAACUGACGCCCUGUAGAGGUUAAUGCAUGCGUCACACUCAGGUCUAUGGCUGAUCACCAUGUAUGUCUUCACAGAGUUUUCCAGGUCCAUGCAGCAAGUGCAGAGGGAGGAGGCAUGGGGGAGCUGCAGGUCCGUGUGAAGUGCUUCUUCCUAGAGGAGUGAGACUUGCCACGCUUCCACAGAGAAUGCAGUGCCACUCGGGACAGGAGCUGGGGAAGAAGCAGUCAGUGGAAGUGGGUACAUGUUACUGCUGACCAGGGUCUGCUCCUGAGGCUUUUGAAGAUGUCUGAAACUUUGCAACAGAUUUACUUCCUCUUUCCUCCUUUGAAAAACAUGCAUUAAACACCACCAUGUCCUAGUCCCUGGGAACACAGCAGUAUUCAACAAUACAACAGACAAAACCUUA